Molecule: messenger RNA, 651 nt
Organism: Lodderomyces margitis
Lineage: Eukaryota; Fungi; Ascomycota; Pichiomycetes; Serinales; Debaryomycetaceae
Gene: SFT2
Product: Sft2p
Exons: 1
Coding region: 1-651 (216 amino acids)
Biological process (GO): vesicle-mediated transport
Cellular component (GO): membrane
Source: RefSeq, a predicted model, not a curated record
AUGUCAGCCGAUACAGAGAACGUGUUUAGACAACUGUUCCGUAACUGGAACGUGAGGUCUACACAGCCAGGUAACAGUAGCAACCGACCCGUGCUACUGGAGUGGACAGAUUACUUUAAAUCGGGCGCAAACGACAUCUACAACAGAUUACCCACAUCCAUUCAAGAUGCUACCAACAGUAAUCCCAACAACAACGCACAAGAACCUUCAUGGUUUAAAUUGUCCAGACUCGAGCGUCUAGUUGGAUUUAGUUGCUGUCUUGGAGCUUCGAUUUUAUGCUUUAUCUUGUGCUUUUUCAUGUUUCCGGUAUUGGCAUUGCGACCAAGGAAGUUUGGGUUGCUUUGGACUGGUGGCUCUGUUUUAUUCCUUGUCUCAUUUGGUGUUUUGCAAGGUCCCCAUAGCUAUGUGAGACAUUUGGUGUCUCGUGAUCGAAUAGUGUUUACUACCGUGUUCUUCUCCUCGAUACUUUUGACCCUAUAUUCAAGUGUUGUGAUCAAGAGUAGCUUGCUUACGAUAUUUACGAGCAUUAUCGAGAUUUUAGCAGUGGCUUAUUAUACCGUAAGUUACUUCCCCUUUGGUGCUACAACGCUAACGUUUUUUACAAGUUAUAUAGUUGGCUACCUUGGUGGUUUAAUAGGAGGAAUUUUGUAA